Molecule: messenger RNA, 864 nt
Organism: Sesamum indicum (sesame)
Lineage: Eukaryota; Viridiplantae; Streptophyta; Magnoliopsida; Lamiales; Pedaliaceae
Product: acireductone dioxygenase 1
Molecular function (GO): acireductone dioxygenase [iron(II)-requiring] activity
Source: RefSeq, a predicted model, not a curated record
CUUAAAUCCAAUGGAUUAGAAACCCCCACAUGGCACAAUCCCAAGCCAAUAUCCAAAAUUUUCCAUUUGUUUUAAUCCCUUACCAAACACGGACCAACCACCCCACCCCAGUUGACAAGACCGUCUCAAAACCUCAAAACUCUCAUGGCGCUCCAGGCAUGGUUCAUGCAAGAAAGUGAUGAUGAUCAAAGGUUACCACACCACAAGAACCCGCCCGAAUCCGUUUCACUGGAGCAGUUGGCGGAUCUUGGAGUUCUCUACUGGCAUUUGGAUCCGGAUAAAUAUGAGAAUGACCCGGAACUGGAUAAGAUUCGACGAGCCAGAGGAUACAGCUACAUGGAUUUGCUGGACUUGUGUCCUGAGAAAGUGGAGAACUACGAGCAGAAGCUGAAGAACUUCUACACAGAACACAUACACGCUGAUGAGGAGAUACGCUAUUGUUUGAAAGGGAGUGGCUACUUUGAUGUCCGGGACAAGGAUGACCAUUGGAUCCGUAUCCUGAUCAAGGCGGGCGACCUCAUCGUUUUGCCUGCUGGGAUUUACCAUCGGUUCACCCUCGACACCAAUAACUACAUCAAGUUGAUGAGACUGUUUGUGGGCGAGCCCAUAUGGACACCCUUCAAUCGGCCUCAGGAGGAUCAUCCAGCAAGAAAGGAGUACAUGAAGAGCAUGGCUGAGGAGGUUGGAUUACCGGUUGCAGCUAACUGAUCAGCAUGUUUCCUGAGGUGGAUUCUGGUACAUCAUGUUUAUGUUCUAAUUGCUAGUGUUUGUUGGUGCAUAUAAGGAAGAAACUUCUGUAACAUUGGUAUACGGUUGUUAUUUACACAUGUAAUGUAAUGGUCAUUGUUCCUCUUUUGUUUUUAA